Mycotypha africana is the source of this 516-nucleotide messenger RNA. RefSeq lists its product as uncharacterized. NCBI's taxonomy places the organism in Eukaryota, Fungi, Mucoromycota, Mucoromycetes, Mucorales, Mycotyphaceae. The record is from RefSeq and is a predicted model, not a curated record. The coding region runs from base 1 to 516 and encodes 171 amino acids. The transcript is spliced from 4 exons.
AUGUUGCUUUUAAGGUACUCAACGUCCAACUUUAGUGUGUCGAUGUCUUAUAUUCCACUUUUGAGACAGGCUUCGAUGAAGCGACGUUAUACUUGUAGUAUAUUACCCCACAUUUACAAUAAGUUUCACUUCCAUUUCCAUUUCUUGGCCUUUGAAACCAACUCGAAACGCCUAUUACAAGCAGACAAUAUGAAUCCUAUGCGAACUUGUUAUAUAAAGAUCCGUAUUUCGCCACCUUACGGUUACUCUCACAAUUUCCGUUGCAAUGUAACCAUUUUUUGUGUACUUGACAUCAUUGGCUUUGUCCGGACUGCCGACUCUAUGGUCUGGGUCGCUGUACCGAAAAGAAAUUGUGCCACAUCAUCAAGUAGUGGUAUUGAAAGUAGAAAAGUGACCACUCAAAUGAGAAACAGUUGCAAGUCUCUGAUUUGCUGUUAUCAGACGUUCGGAUAUGACUGUGCCAUAAAGCUCUUCAAAUUAAAAGCCUACGCAUUGAUGUACACAAAGUUGCUAUAG